Molecule: messenger RNA, 507 nt
Organism: Cryptococcus wingfieldii CBS 7118
Lineage: Eukaryota; Fungi; Basidiomycota; Tremellomycetes; Tremellales; Cryptococcaceae
Exons: 3
Coding region: 1-507 (168 amino acids)
Source: RefSeq, a predicted model, not a curated record
AUGGUUUAUGAGGCCAUCCAGGGACAGGGCAUAGAGCACGAUCUGGCCUACGACGUCCUUACUGGGGGGACUAUGAUGUUUGCUGGCAAAAGCCGCCACAUGGUUGACAUAGACUUGUUCCCACCGACCACUCGCCUCGUCAAUGGUGACGAUCUCGGUGACCACUUCUGUGCCUACCAACAGUCUUUUGCCGUUGUAGACACGGCGCCAGAGGUGGAGCGAGCCUUCUUGAUGACGGUGGGGGAGAAGUGGGACGAGUUGCAAGGAGGGAAAGACGUUGUUGGUGCCGAGAAGAUCGGAGAUGUAUUUGCGGAGUACGAGCCGGAGGCGGAUGCUCAAGGCUCUGGAGAUGAGGACGAUGACAUCGAGUUCAUCGAAAAAAAGAAGGAGAACAAGGGGAAGAAGGCUGAGAACGUCGACAAGGCUGAGGAGAAGCAGAGAGAGAGAGGAGCUGGGAAGGGCAAGAAGGUCGUGGCGUUCUGGCGUGAUUUUCGAGGAAGGAGAUGA